Geodia barretti is the source of this 786-nucleotide messenger RNA. The record is from the annotation of a GenBank genome assembly. NCBI's taxonomy places the organism in Eukaryota, Metazoa, Porifera, Demospongiae, Tetractinellida, Geodiidae.
AUGCACAAAGAACUAUUUGAUCAACUCGUUCAAGUCGUCGCCACCCUACGCGGCGAAAACGGCUGCCCAUGGGACAAAGCACAGACCCACGAAACCCUGAAAGCAGAGCUCAUCGAAGAAACCUACGAAGUGAUCGAGGCAAUCGACGCGAAAUCAUCGGACAAGCUACAGGAAGAGCUCGGCGACCUCCUCCUGCAAGUCGUGCUCAACGCACAGAUCGCAAAGGAUCAAAACGAUUUCAGCAUCAACGAAGUCGUCCGUUCCAUAACGGACAAACUCAUCCGCCGCCACCCACACGUCUUUGGCGAUGUCGAUGCAAAAGACACCGAAACGGUGCUUCAGAAUUGGGAGGCGAUCAAGCGAAGCGAGGUAGGCUACGAAGAUCGAAAAUCCGUCCUCGAUGGCGUACCAGAAUCCCUACCAAGCCUCUUGCGAGCGCAGAAAAUUCAGAACCGAGCCGCCCGCGUCGGGUUCGAUUGGGAUACUGUCGCCGAUGUCCUCCCAAAACUAGAGGAAGAAAUCGAGGAGGUCAAAGUGAGUGUGAAAAAGGGGGAUACAGAGGAGAUCGAGAUGGAGAUUGGAGAUCUUCUGUUCUCAGUGGUGAACCUAUGCCGUUUUUUGGAGGUGCAGGCAGAGGAAGCGUUACGCCAAGCGGUCCGCAAGUUUACCGACCGCUUCCAAAAAAUGGAGGAGACACUUGAACAACGCGGUAAAACCUUCAAAGACUACGAUCUGGCUGGAUUAGAUCUAAUCUGGGAAGAAGCAAAAGAGAAGGAGCAACAAUAA